Molecule: messenger RNA, 3128 nt
Organism: Osmia lignaria (orchard mason bee)
Lineage: Eukaryota; Metazoa; Arthropoda; Insecta; Hymenoptera; Megachilidae
Gene: gcl
Product: germ cell-less
Biological process (GO): germ cell development
Molecular function (GO): protein binding
Source: RefSeq, a predicted model, not a curated record
CUUUACUACAUUGCAAGUUUUAUAAAGUAUCCAUACAGACCACUUUCUUCUGUGUACUGAAUACUGGUGGUUAACGUAUGAUUCUCUACGUUGAAAACAAUGUUGAGAAUUCUGAAGAAUUUGUCGAUAUUAGGAUUUGAAAUUUUUUAUAUUCAUUAAAACGUAACAAAAUGGGAAGUUAUGCGAGCAGAAUUGCGUCAAUGUCAAACAAUGCAGUGCAUUCAGUAUACCGUGGACGUAAACGAAAGUGUAUUGAGGAAGAUGAUUUUGAUUCUGAAUCGGAUUACAUCGAUCGCACGCUUCAAACACCGAAAAAAAGAAAGUUGCUUACAACAGCACAGUACAUAUAUAAAACUUUAUUUCAAGAGGAGAAAGGAAGUGACAUAACUGUGCUUAUGUUGGGAAAAGCAUGGAGAUUACAUAAAGUUUAUAUCAGUCAGAGCCCAUAUUUUGCAAGUAUGUUUUCUGGAUCUUGGAGGGAAGCAAAUGAGACAGUUAUCAGUGUAGAAAUUGCUGAUCCUAACAUUACAUUAGACUCUCUUUUAACUGUCUUUGGUUCCUUUUAUCAAGAUGAAGUCAGUUUGGAACCAAAAGAUGUUAUAUCAAUUUUAGCUACUUCCACAUUAUUCCAAUUACAAGGAUUAAUUGAUCAAUGCACUGACAUUAUGGUAGAAACAACAAAUAUAAAAACAGUUGUCCCUUAUUACAAUGCUGCUGUGUCGUAUGGUGUACCAGUUGUGAAAACUGCAGCAAAACGAUGGUUAGAAGUUAAUCUUUUGGGAUAUGGGUGGUUACACCCAACAUUUUUAAAAGAAAUUACACCUGAUUUGAUGGCUGAGUUAAUUGCUAGUCCUGAUUUAAUUGCUAUGCAAACAGAAUUUUGCAUAUACAUGAUGCUGCGUGUCUGGUUGUUUGUUCAUGUGCACAAUAAAGAAGAAACACUUCAAAUUGAUGAGUACUUUAGAAACCAUAAGUGGACAAAACCUUUUCUUACAACUGAGGAAGGAAAAGAAUUUGCAGCCCCUUUCAAAGCAUUGAGGAUGAAGUAUCUUUUGUUACAUGAUCAAGAUGUGAAAAUUUUAUAUAGCGACAAUUUAAUACCACACGAAUGGUUACACAAUGCGUAUAAAGAGCAAUGGUUACAUUUACUAAGAAUAGAUGCAAAUAAAGAUCGAGGACCGAAACAAAUGAGUGAAGAAGAAUUUGCUCGUGAAUGUUUUCGUUGUGGAAGAUGUAUCGAGAAGGCUGGUGAACAUAUUUGGAGAUGGACAGCAUUUCAUUUUGGUUUAGAUUUGGUGGUAUGUUUAGAUAGUACCACUUUAAGAAUUAAAAGGAAUCAUAGACUAGACACAGACCACAUCAAGGCCAACCACAGCAAGCACAACAUAAUUUUAAAAAUAUGUUUAAUUUCAUUGGAUGAACAACGUCAAGUGAAACUUAUUCAGAGUUCAGGUAUGCUUAGGUUAUCUCUUCAUAAAAACGAGGAAAAACAAGUGAUGUCUCUGGAUAAACAACUCACUUAUCCUUUAUAUAUAUCGGUGAACAUGCAAGUGGUCACACCGUUUAUAUCAACCGAAGAGGAAAAAUCAGCUGAUAUAGUCAUAUUUUCUGAUACUUAGCACACUAAAAGUUUAACAUUUUCUAAACUUUCAAACUGAAUCCCAAUGAUAUACGCUUAUUUCAAAUAAUGACUCGAUUGUUCCAAUUAAUAGUUCAUUACGUCUAAGCAUUCUAAAAUUAACGCUCCUUAUUAAUGCAGAUAAUAGAAUUUUUCACGCAAAUUUUGUUACUCUCGGAGAUAUCAAUUUCUAAUUAAAACUUUUAUAAAGUUCACAGCUUCUAGUCGACUAAACGAAAUCGUAACAUUAAUACGAUGAGAGAAAUUUUAUUUUAUUAUUACUUAUUGAGUACUAUAACAGAUUUAUCUUUUGUAACAUAAAAUCACAUUUAUUUCUCACAGAAUAAUAUUAACAAUUAAUGUUAAAUCCAUGAGUGAUAAUUGAACAUUAAACUUUCUAAAAAAUAGAGUGUCAUACAAAAGCAUCACAGUAUUAAAACCAUUUACUUUCACAUUAUUGUUAAUACAUUUAUAUAUCUCAGUCAUAACGAUGAAUCUAAUAAGAAAUUAGACUAACGUUUAUCUUUGUACAGUCAGAAGAAAAUGUGAUUGUAGUUGAAUUCAGAGACACGCUGAUCGAGUGCUUCUGUGUCUUCCGGCCAGCCAUCGAAACGUCGACCCUCGUGCCUUGUGAAUAUCAAUAUCGAAAAACGAAAAAUAUUACAUUGUAAACAAGUCCAGAUAUGUUUUCUACUGUUAAACAUUAGAAAUUUUUAUACAGAAUUUUUAAUUUUAGAAACGUCUAUUGCUUAAUAAUAACCGUUUCAAUUGAAACGACACAUUACUAACGUUCCUUUGAUUCUAUAAUCUAUAAUCUCAAUCUAUUUUAUACGGUGCUGUUGUCUAAUACGCGCGAAGUUUUAUGUUUUACUUAAUAUGUAGAGAUUAUUACAUAAGAAGCUACUUAGAUUAGCAAUUAAGAUUUUUCUCUACUUAAAUACGUGCUAUCAACUUUAACUACCUACUCAACAAGUAUGUGUAAUAUUUGUAGCAUUUAUAAUUCAUUUCUUACCUUUGAUGAUUCUUACGUAUUUAUUAAAAAAUAACCAUCAAGUUCGGUAUCAUUUCUAUCAUGAACAUACCAUUUUAUAUCUAUAGUGCGCAUCCUGGUAUAUUUUGAUGAUAAACGUAUCAGGCUCAUAAGCAUUUCCGUUUUCGUACUGAAUUAAUUAUAGACGAAGGUUGUAUGAAUCAAUGAUACAUCGCAAAAGAAAACAGCAUUUAUUUAUGUUCACUAACAUCAAAAUUAUUGAAUAACAAACCAAUUUAAUUGUAUAACUUUUGACAUAACGUUCUGGGAACAAUGUACUUUAUUCUGUAUGUAAUUAUAAUAUCUGUAGGUCCAAUCUGAAUUGAAAUAUUUCUAUUUUCACAUUGUUUUCUUUUAAAUUACUGUUUAAUUUUUUUCUUCUUUUUUGGUAACCAUUCAACUCUUUAUUGGCAGAAUAUUCUCUGUACAUGGUGAUCGAUGCGUACAAUGCAAUAUUAACAUUAGAUGACAAUAAAUAUC